This is a messenger RNA of Sclerotinia borealis F-4128, 1038 nucleotides long. Lineage: Eukaryota; Fungi; Ascomycota; Leotiomycetes; Helotiales; Sclerotiniaceae. The record is from the annotation of a GenBank genome assembly.
AUGCCUUCUCUCGAAAAAGCCAUCCCGCAACCCAAAAUCGAGCUCUACAGCGGGAAAUACUUUGUAGCUUGUGGACUUGGUGGAAUAAUCGGUACGUCUUCUACCUUUCCUCUCAAGGGGCUCACCAAGGGACUCACAACCCUUAUCACCCACUCCCCCUCCCCCUUCUUCAACAAUCACCAGCUAACCCCUCCACUCCAUCCAGCCUGCGGCCCCACCCACACCGCCGUAACCCCCCUCGACCUCGUAAAAUGCCGGCGACAAGUUGACUCCCAACUCUACAAAUCCAACCUCAGCGCUUGGUCUAAAAUCUACCGCGCCGAAGGACUGCGCGGUGUAUUCUUCGGCUGGUCCCCCACACUCGUUGGAUAUUGUUUCCAAGGGGGUGGAAAAUACGGAUUUUAUGAGGGGUUCAAAUAUCUGUAUGGCGAGAAAUUAUUCCCAAAUGCGAAUCAGACGGCGAUUUUCUUGGGGGCUAGUGCUAGUGCGGAGUUUUUGGCAGAUAUGGCACUUUGUCCUUUUGAGGCGAUUAAGGUGAGGAUGCAGACGAGUUUACCGCCGUUUGCAAAUAGUUUGAGGGAGGGGAUGGGGAAGGUUAUUAGGGAGGAGGGAUAUGGAGGACUCUACAAAGGACUCUACCCCCUCUGGGCUCGCCAAAUCCCCUACACCAUGGUAAAAUUCGCAACCUUCGAAACCACGGUCAACAAAAUCUAUUCCUCCCUCGGCAAACCCAAAGCCUACUAUUCCGCCCUCCAACAAACGGGAGUUUCCUUCCUCGGAGGUUACAUUGCUGGUAUUGGCUGCGCCGUGAUUUCUCACCCAGCAGACGUCAUGGUUUCCAAAUUAAAUAAUGAUAGGAAGGCAGGGGAAGGUGCUGGGAAAGCUAUGACGAGAAUUUAUGGAAAUAUUGGGUUUAAGGGAUUGUGGAAUGGAUUGCCGGUUAGGAUAGUGAUGAUUGGUACGUUGACGGCGUUUCAGUGGUUGAUUUAUGAUAGUUUUAAGGUGGCGUUGGGAUUACCUACUACGGGAGGUCAUUAG